This is a messenger RNA of Penicillium macrosclerotiorum, 246 nucleotides long. RefSeq lists its product as uncharacterized. The coding region runs from base 1 to 246 and encodes 81 amino acids. The transcript is spliced from 2 exons. The record is from RefSeq and is a predicted model, not a curated record. NCBI's taxonomy places the organism in Eukaryota, Fungi, Ascomycota, Eurotiomycetes, Eurotiales, Aspergillaceae.
AUGGGCGGAAAACCCACCACGAGGAUGGGAGGACCUGCAAUUCAAUGGCGGUUCUCGAAUUUGCUUAGGAUGCGAGCUAGCUACACCAUUAUUCGGCCACUGCAAGAAUUCGAUGUCUUGGAGAAUGCAUCGGUAGAUCAGUUGGCAGAGCCGUGGCUGCAGGCAAAUCUGGUGCUGGCCCAUCACGACGGGCUCAAUGUGAGCGAUAUUCUUCUACCACAGUCAAAGGGGAAAAGAGGGGCCUGA